Messenger RNA from Colletotrichum orchidophilum, 486 nucleotides. RefSeq lists its product as uncharacterized. Bases 1 to 486 code for a protein of 161 amino acids. The record is from RefSeq and is a predicted model, not a curated record. NCBI's taxonomy places the organism in Eukaryota, Fungi, Ascomycota, Sordariomycetes, Glomerellales, Glomerellaceae. The transcript is spliced from 2 exons.
AUGAAGCUCCAAAACCUACUCGUCCUCGCAGCCGGCGCCAUCGCCGUACCCACCCCAGACGCAGUUGCUGAACCCGCUCCUUCAGUCCUGGGCCCCACAAUCGAAGCCCAGCGUCUCCUCUGCGCUGGGGACACGGACGCCGACACUUUCAAAUCAUCCGGGGACAUCCAAUGGGGAUUGGACAACCGGAGAGACGAGCUAGAUCUCCAUGCCGGAUGGUGGAACGAAGUCGACACCGUUUGCACGGUAUGGAAUAUCACUGCCCUGGUCACCCCAGGUGUUUUGAUAACGUACAACCACGCGCGAAAUCAUGAGGCGAUGACAACACUGGACGGCGGCAAACAUUUAUAUUACAUUGGAACCUUCAAUAAGGCCAUUGCGGAGCGACUCCAACGAAAAUGCAUUGCAUUGCUCCAAGAAGUCUUCUUCAGUAUUCGUGGGUUCCAGGGCCAUCUAACUGGAGGUAGUAACCCGUCACAGACAUGA